AAAAUGCAAUAAUUAAAUGAAAGUUUAAUAAAAUAUAUUCUCAGUUAUAAAUCGGUCAAUAUACCAUACAAAUUUUAGUAUUCUUGAAAAUGUUUUCUAAAAUGUAUUCUUUUGUAUUAAUUGUUAUGUGCGGUUGUUUUUUUGGAGAUGUUUUUGGAAAUACUUUUUUUAUUGACACGAAUGGAAACAUUAAUAAAUAUCGAACAAUUGUCAAAAAUAAUUUUCUUACCGAUGCUGAUUGGAUUUUAGAGUCACAUUGUUUCAGCUCUCCAGAAAUAUAUUUAAAGUGUGGUCCUUUAAAAUUGGAUUUUGUAAUUAAAAAAAAAAUGAAUGCAGAAAUUUUUUUGAAUUAUCGUAAGAGCCAAAUUUAUAUUACCAAUAAACCAAAAAUAAUAAUACAAUUUAUAAUCACGUUCGAAGAAGAGAGCAUUAUAUUGAAUUACAUGAAUGGAAAUAGCUAUUACUCAUACAGUGCUCAAGGUAUUAAUAAUUUACAGUCGUUUAUUCAACAAAUAGACGAAAACAUUCAUUUCAAAGUAGUUAAAAUCUAUGAGUUUAAUCUUCCUAUUAAUAGACCUCUAGAUAAUGAUACGGUUUACGAUACAGAAAUCAUAAGUCAGCUUAGAAAAAUCGAAAGUUCGUCUAUAUGGAAAUAUGCCAAAGAGGAUCUUAUUGAAUUAUAUUAUCCUAAUAAAUCCCAUACAACACUUGAAAAUAUGAUUAAUAACUCGACAACGUACCAAUUGACUGUUAAUGAAGCUCUAAAAAAAGCAAUAACAGCCAUGAACAGACGAAUUUUUAAGUAUGCGCUUUUACUAGUCACAUAUAUCUAUGAGGCACUAUAUAUUAAUUGUUUACCAUUAGAAUUUCGGAAUCAACUUAAUGAUGUUUUUAAUAAAUUGAGUGAAGCACUCGAAAAAUUGAAAAGUUCCACUUAUUUAAGGUAUAGAUUCUGUCAAGUUAACUUAGCUCUCAUUAACUUUUAUGAAAUGAAUAUAAUACGUUCCAUGAUAAAGACUAUCGUAAAUUUUCUCUUUGCACCCGAAGAAUUGGCAAUAUAUAAUUUAGAAGAGACCAAUAGUUCAAAGUCAAGUAAUUCCAAUACACACAUAUUACCAGAAGAGAUAUUAAAUAAAGUAUUUACAGGAUUUUCCAAACUACACGAAACCGACGACGUGCCAUACAAUUUUCAGGCUAUACCGUAUGAACCAGAUGGUAUAAAAGAAAAGUUGCAAAUAAUUUUUUGGUUAAUUGCUACAGAAUACGAAAACAUUUUUGAAUUAGACUAGUAAUUUUAAUAAUUUUGUUUGAAUAGUAGAAAUUUAGUUACCAUAAACUUGUAUAAUAGUUCAAUUAAACGUAUAUUCAAUUAUUCAUAGUACCAUUUUUCUAUCAAUGGAAGACAAAAUGAUAAUAAUUUAGAUAUGAAAUACUAAAAACUCUAAUAAAAUUUUACCCAGUAAAUAUUUUGCGUUACUUUUUUUAAAUUAAUGUUAUGCGAUGCGACUAUAACAAUUGUAUAAUAGUUUUUUAUAUAGUUUAAAUAAAAAUUUUUUUCUUCAAAUUUACAAUAAAUGUAAAAAUGAAUUCAAGAUAGUCAUUUUGUAAAGUAGAUUUUAAGAAAAAAUUUGUUUAAAAAAAUAUUUUUCAGUAUUAAAUUAUCUGUAUUAUUUUAAAAUUAAAAAUUUAAAUUGCAUUCCUACACGUGGCAUAUAUUUUAAAUAUCCUGGAGUAAUGCAUCAUGCUCGUUGGGUGUCUAAAGCUAUAAUUCACUAAAAAAUUUUUAUUUCGUGAUCAAUUUAAACAAUCAAAAAGUGAAGAAAAUUCAUUGCGCAAUAUUUGUAUAUUUCUCAUUCGAUUAUAUAUUGAAACACAGUUUGGUGCACCUAUUGCUUUAUUAGCUCCUUCUUAUGGCCUUAUUUUUUUGAAAAGUCUUAUUGAUUAUCAAAAAAUGGAUAAAAAUAUAUCUCAGUCAAACUUUUCAAAAAAAACUAUGCGGACAUUUAUGGUAUUUAACACCCGAAACGUCGGCACUGGCAUUUUAGAUACUACUUUAACAGUUAAAAUUAAAACUGAAUUGUUUGAAAUUAUAAAAACUAAAAAUACAUCUGUUAAUAGUAAAAUAAUUAAUGUUUCAUUAUAUGAAGUAAUUAUAUUUAAGGAAAAAUAAAUGUAUGAUUUUAUUUAUGUCGAA
Messenger RNA from Daktulosphaira vitifoliae (grape phylloxera), 2194 nucleotides. RefSeq lists its product as uncharacterized. The coding region runs from base 90 to 1289 and encodes 399 amino acids. The transcript has 9 exons. Lineage: Eukaryota; Metazoa; Arthropoda; Insecta; Hemiptera; Phylloxeridae. The record is from RefSeq and is a predicted model, not a curated record.